AGAGAACAACAUUUACCUUUUUAUGAGGAUGGGACUGGAAAUUAAUCUUGUAUUAAGGAGUGAAUAUCAACCUUCAUUCUGGUCUCGCUCAAGAAAACUGCUGACGGAGCCCAUGAAAAAAAGAAAUUUCAGGGCAAAGCAGGAGUAGACCCUGCACCAUGGCAGAGAAGUGCGAUUACAUCGCAAGCGUCUACGGUUAUGAUCUGGGUUGCCGAUUCAUCAACUUCAGGCCGUUGGGCUUUGGUGUGAACGGGCUGGUUCUGUCCGCAGUCGACAGCAAGAGCUGCUGCAAAGUCGCCGUGAAAAAGAUCGCCAUCAACGAUGCGCAGAGCUUGAAGCAUGCAUUCCGGGAGAUCAAGAUAAUCCGCCGACUGGAUCACGACAACAUUGUGAAGGUCUACGACGUCUUGGGGCCCAAAGGGGCGGACCUCCAAGGAGACUUGUUCAAAUUCAACAUGGUGUACAUCAUCCAGGAAUACAUGGAGACGGACCUGGCCCGUCUGUUGGAGCAAGGGCCGCUUUCAGAAGAACACGCCAAACUUUUCAUGUACCAGUUGCUCAGGGGCCUGAAAUACAUCCAUUCCGCCAACGUCUUACAUAGGGAUUUAAAACCAGCCAACAUUUUCAUCAAUACGAAUGACCUGGUGUUGAAGAUUGGGGACUUUGGAUUGGCCCGAGUUGUGGACCAACAUUACUCACACAAGGGUUACCUGUCCGAAGGCCUGGUGACCAAAUGGUAUCGAUCUCCCCGAUUGCUCCUUUCGCCCAACAACUACACCAAAGCUAUUGACAUGUGGGCAGCUGGCUGCAUCCUGGCAGAGAUGCUUACGGGAAAGAUGCUUUUUGCUGGAAGCCAUGAGUUGGAGCAGAUGCAACUCAUUUUAGAAACCAUCCCUGUUUUCCACGAAGAGGACAAGGAAGAACUUCUCAAAGUGAUGCCAACGUUCAUCAAUAGCACCUGGGAAGUGAAACGGCCCUUACGGAAGCUUCUUCCUGAAGUCAACACCAAAGCUAUUGACUUUUUGGAAAAGAUAUUGACAUUCAAUCCGAUGGACCGGUUGACAGCAGAGAUGGGCCUUCAGCAUCCUUUUAUGAGGCCGUACUAUUGUCCUGAGGAUGAACCUGUUUCUCAGCAUCCUUUCCGGAUUGAGGAUGAGAUUGAUGACAUUUUGUUGAUGGAAGCUAAUCACAGCCAGAUGUCCAACUGGGACAGGUACCAAGUAAGCUUAUCCUCGGAUGUGGAAUGGCGACACGAAAAAUGCCACGAUUUGGACGAGGCGCAACGAGAUCCCCGUGCAGGAUCUGAAUCCACUGCCGAGGAAGCUCAAGUGGAUCCCCGCAAAUAUUCGCAGAGUAGCUCGGAGAGAUUUUUGGAGCAGUCGCAUUCCUCAAUGGACCGAACGUUUGAAGGAGACUCCGGGCACUCCUGUGAUUACAAGGUUGGCUCGCCUUCUUACUUAGACAAGUUGCUGUGGAGAGACAACAAGCUCCAUCAUUAUUCCGAACCCAAGCUCAUCCUAGACUUGUCCCAUUGGAAAAGAGCAUCUAUCGCCCCCGAGCCAGAGAUAACUCUAGAGGAGGAUCCAUCCAACCUUUUCCUAGAGAUCGCGCAGUGGGUCACAAGCACCCAGACGGGGCUCGACUGUCCCAACGCGCUUCCGGAGAUUCAGGAACGGAGUUUGCCAUCUUCUCCUCCGCGUCUCCACAAAGAACCCAAGGAAGUCGACAAGAAAACCGACCCGCAGUUUGACUUGGAUGUCUUCAUUUCCAGAGCCUUAAAACUUUGCACAAAGCCGGAGGAUCUACCCGAUAACAAACUCAAAGACAUCAACGGAGCCUGUCUAGCAGAACACCCAAAGGAAAUUGUUCAGACAGAAGGGUUUCAUAAAGAGAGGUGGUAA
Ahaetulla prasina is the source of this 1901-nucleotide messenger RNA. RefSeq names its product mitogen-activated protein kinase 4 (gene MAPK4). Gene Ontology annotation, biological process: protein phosphorylation; cell surface receptor signaling pathway; intracellular signal transduction. The record is from RefSeq and is a predicted model, not a curated record. NCBI's taxonomy places the organism in Eukaryota, Metazoa, Chordata, Lepidosauria, Squamata, Colubridae. The transcript is spliced from 6 exons. Gene Ontology annotation, cellular component: nucleus; cytoplasm. Bases 159 to 1901 code for a protein of 580 amino acids. Gene Ontology annotation, molecular function: MAP kinase activity; ATP binding.